Messenger RNA from Penicillium waksmanii, 885 nucleotides. RefSeq lists its product as uncharacterized. The transcript has a single exon. The record is from RefSeq and is a predicted model, not a curated record. The coding region runs from base 1 to 885 and encodes 294 amino acids. Lineage: Eukaryota; Fungi; Ascomycota; Eurotiomycetes; Eurotiales; Aspergillaceae.
AUGGCUCCAAAGACGAUCUUUCUAGUGGGAAGUCCAUUGCCCAGCAGUCUAGAUUGGGAAAAUGAUGAACUUCUUGACACCUCCCUGCCGCCAUUUGAAGAUCCCGAAAUCCCUGACCACAAAUUGAACUUGAACCACUGUCUGCAGACAUCGAUUGGGCCAGACCCGCCCUCUGUGAAAUGGAGAAUUCUCCAACCUCUGCCAAGCUGCCAGCCAGACCACUUUCAUACUACUUUCUAUUACGGACCAGAAGACCCAACCUUUUGGACGACGAACCAACUAGUCACCACUGGUGACAUAUCAACAGAUGGAGAUUCGGUUUUAUCAGAAUUCUACAAUCAUUCGUUUGUCGUCCACGAAGCCUCCGAGGUCAAUGUCUCCGAACUCGAAUACAUUACUCAGGAAAGCGGGACAGCCUCGAACAGCAUGGUCUCCGCUAUCAGUUCACAAGGAGAGAAAGAAGAGGACGACGCAGCUAGACUACAAACAUCGUUCAGAAUGAGUGGUCCAAUCUGCAACCUGCAGGACAUUCCUACAGCAACCUACCUCGAAUCAAUCGUUCCGCAAACUAUGACGGUGAAUCUAAUCGUGGGCAUCAUUGCGAUACAACCACCACGUCGUGUGGUGACACGACAGUGGAAGACCGAAUUCGACAUCAUUGAGAUGGUUGUUGGAGACGAAACGAGGACGGGGUUUGGGGUUAACAUUUGGCUUCCCCCCGGAGCGGAGCGCGGUGGCUGCCAAGACCAAGCAGAUCGAUCACCUUGGGCGAUCGCUGGCCAUGCUUCGACCUCAAGAUAUCAUCUUACUUCGGACAGUAGGGUUAAGUUCGUUCCAGAACCGGGUUUAUGGACAAACCUUACGGGGAGGAAUGACCCAAGUUGA